Molecule: messenger RNA, 1896 nt
Organism: Puccinia graminis f. sp. tritici CRL 75-36-700-3
Lineage: Eukaryota; Fungi; Basidiomycota; Pucciniomycetes; Pucciniales; Pucciniaceae
Exons: 2
Coding region: 1-1896 (631 amino acids)
Source: RefSeq, a predicted model, not a curated record
AUGGGCCACUUGAAUUUCACAAUGUUGUUGCAGGGGGUGAUGUGUCAGGCGGAGGCGGCGAGGCCUCAGCUUGUGUCCUGUAUGCAUGCAUUUCGGUUGUUCCCCGCCCUUCACCCCCCGGGGCUCAGUCGAACGGCGAACCAAAGCCAGCCAGGCUUCCUGCAGCCGACCACCCCACGGGACUUCCUUCCUUCCCACACCAAAAACCAACCAAAAACCAACCAACCAACCAACCAACAACCAACAACAACAACCAUGUUAACGGUCAACAACAACAACAACAACACUCAAACCGAACAACAGCAACAACAACAACAGUCAGAACCGACUAUCACACCUUUCUCGAACCAGUUCAGGAACUUCCUCACCGCAGAACUAAUGCAAGGCGUAACAAACGACACUCUAUCAACGACUAAUGAACACACAAACCAAGUGAACCCCAUCGACUCAUCAUUCGAAAGCCGGCUAGCUGAAAGAUUGAGACGAUUCGACGAACAGAUGGAUCAGUUCAACAACUACUUUACCAACACAUCCUCGGAUAACAACACUCCACCAGAGUUCCACUUUUACCCAGAGGAUGACCAAACAACAGUACCAAGAAUACCAAUCCCUCCCAACUACUGGGCAAGGCCCUCCAGCAGUUCUCACAGAACAGAAACACCUUCAAGAAACCUUCCAUCUGAUCAAUCUCAGACUAGCCGAGAACGUACAAAUGAAUUCAGAGAACAUUCCAUCCAGAGACGCUCGAAUCAUCGCCCUCUACCAAGCCUUUCCAAUGCCGAUAAUAGCUCAUUGUCAGAAGCCCUCAGAGGGUGGGAUGAAAACCGGAAGAGGAAGAACCAGGACUCUCGCAGUGCGCUUCACCCUCAUGACUCGCUUGGAAACCGGCCUCCGAACAGCAGCCAACCCACGACGGCUGAAUUAGCAGAGGCAGCAGCACGAGAGUCGAAUGCACGUCGCAGCUUACCAGCCUUCUACAGUCCAGACGAUGGUCACUUGAAAGUCAGAACAGUGGUCAUUCCGAUCGAUACCAACCCGAUGGAACGCAGAAAGAUCAUCGUCGAUUUCUCAAAAGAUGGAAGUAUCAGGUGGAAAGAUAGUGAACAGAAGACCAUCUAUGAGCGUUCCAAGGACGGCUUAGUGGGCGAAGAGAUCGGGGAGAUCGAAUUCGAUUACCUCUGUUUACCCAAGAAGCCACUCCGAAAGCCAUGUUCAAACCUACACUCCAACAACCGGUCCAACAACAACAGUGCUGCCAGGGACUCUUCUAUCACGAUUCCAUUAAAUGAGACGGACAGCAGGGCGAUUAGGGCAGCACUCAAUGUAAUCGACGAGGCCAGACAACGGGAACCACGUACGAUCCGUGUCCACCACGAUCUUCAACCGCGACACUUUGAUCAGUCCGGGUCCCGAUCCACCGACCGACCUGGCUUCCGGGUCAUCGUUGCUCGAAGUAAUAGCACUCGACCCUCCUCGGCUCGCGAUACCGGUUCAGACUCGUCUACCCAGACUGUCCGUCCGCAGGAUCAUCCGGGCCAGGAGACCCCAGCCCGUGCUGGUCGAGCCUCCAGGAGCACCAGCUCCUCUGUUGGCAGACUGACUCGUCGACCGAUCCGUUGGAUCGAGAGGCCCACAACCAGGGACCUCCUCGGGCCUGCUCCCUUGCGGGCUUCCAAUCCGGAUCCCAGCCUAUCCGAGCCUCUACCGCCUGCCUCCUCCUACUCCUCUUACAUCCGAACCCACUCCUCCUCAUCUGGUAUCGGUUCUCAUCAUACUGAUGCGGAUCAGGAAUUGUUUGCUGGGGACGUUGACUCCUUUUAUCAGCAGCUCUAUAACCCUAACCAUCCUCUUGAUCAGUUCCUCUUCUCCUCUACUAUCCAUCGUUCCAGACCUUAG